Oreochromis niloticus (Nile tilapia) is the source of this 4902-nucleotide messenger RNA. RefSeq lists its product as uncharacterized. The record is from RefSeq and is a predicted model, not a curated record. Lineage: Eukaryota; Metazoa; Chordata; Actinopteri; Cichliformes; Cichlidae. The transcript has 7 exons. Bases 3049 to 4641 code for a protein of 530 amino acids.
ACUGUAAAAACUGUGAUUCGGGUUAAUUAGUAUCUAUUAGGAAAGUAAUAGUAACUAUUACUUAGUAAAAAUGUGUAUGUGUCGUUUUAAUUAAAUCUAAGCAAAAUUCAACGUGUUUCAGAUGUUCAGUUAUUUAAAUUUACACACUUUCGUUUGAGGUAAAUUAAGCAAUGGUUUGUUGAGUAGAUUUUAAAAAAAUGUAUGAGUACCUAGAAAAAUUAAGAAAUCUGAUAGAUUCAACUGAUGAAAGCAUUUUCAUUUUAAUCAUUGUACACUUCCGCCCAUAAUCCUUUGUGCCACGUGCAGGACACACAGCUUCAUGAGCGGACGUUCUCCAUUUUGUCAGAGGUAUUGGAAGAUCCCUCAACUUAAAUCCAGCUGAUCGGACCUGGCAAAUGGGAUGGCAGUGUAAGAUAUGCAAAUCUUUUUCUACUACAAAGGGGAAUCUACUACGUCAUUACAGAUUACAACACGCAACAUUUGGUCGUGGACAGCACCAGCCAUGUCUGUAUGGCAGUUGUCCUUGCACAUUUAAAACUCAAGGAGCCCUUCGCACACAUUUGUCCAGAUACCAUGCUGCUGAAGAGAGUCCAAGGCCUGGAGUGAUCACUGCAUUUAAGUGUUUGGCUUGCACUGCUUUUUGCUCUACUCAGAAGGACUAUUUUCAGCAUAUAGGAAAUCACUUGAAGAGACACGAAACUGUAUUUUGCGUUUUUAAUGGAUGUGACUUUCGCACAAAUAUAUACAAUACAUUUCUAAAGCACAAAGGCAGGAGACAUACAUCUUGUUCCUUAACUGAUUUUAAGAAAGAAGUCUUGGAAAGUCAUCCUAGUCAGAACACUGACCAUUCUGAUGUCCCUGAACUCAACAAUGAUGAAUGCUCUAGUGAUGUUGAUCCAGAAAGUGCAUCUUGUACUGUUCUUCAAGGACUUGGCUUACUUCUACUCAAGUUAGAAAGCACUUAUAAUGUUUCAGUGAGGUGCAUUGAUGCUUUGGUUGAAGAUCUUUUCUAUAUUUCUUCUUCAGCAUCUGUGGAGGCGGUUAAAAAUAUAAUUGAUUCAGCACUGAAAUCUAACAAAUGCACAGUUGACCACACUAUCAUAAAGGACUUGGCUGAACAGUUGUGCAGCUCUCAUCCCAUUAGCAGAGCUCUUGGAGCAGGUGGGCCACUUGGUUCAGCUUUUAAGAGAAAUAAGUAUUUUAAGAAGCAUUUCCAGUUUGUGGAUCCUAUUGAAUAUAUUCUUGAUGCUGAGCAAAAAAAGAGCUUUCAAUAUGUACCAGUUCUAAAGACCUUGCAAGUAGUACUAAAGAACAAAGAUAUUGCAGUGGAAGCCUUUUCGAGGUGCUCAAGUAGCACUGGGCAUUUUAAGUCCAUUUUUGAUGGUACGUGUUUUAAGGACAAUGACUUUUAUGCUGUAGAAGAAACAAGACUCUCUAUAAUAAUUUAUGUUGAUGAAUUUGAGGUGUGUAACCCAUUAGGAACCUCUCGGAAAAAACAUAAAAUAACUGCAGUUUAUUGGGUUUUGGCCAAUUUGCCAUUGAGAUUACAGUCUGCUUUAACAUCAAUACAACUAGCUUUACUUUGCAAAUCUGUUGAUGUGAAACAGUUUGAAUACAAAGUAGUAUUGGAUCCACUUUUGAAAGAUCUUGUCACUCUUGAACAGGAGGGGGUUUUUAUUUCAUGUUUAGGGAGAAAUAUUAAAGGCACCCUACACUGUGUUGUAGCCGAUAACCUUGGUGCUCAUGCAAUUAGUGGACUUGUUGAAAGUUUUAAUGGGCCAUAUGUUUGUAGAUUCUGCCUUGGACAUUCUUCAGAGUACCAGACAUAUGAAGUACGGUCUGGGGUCUUCCCACUUCGAAAAAAGGAUGACUAUGUUUUACACGUACAAGCUGUCAAAGAAAAUCCAAAUUUAGUGCCUCAUUUUGGCUUAAAGCGGUCAUGUCCAUUAACUGAUCAACUUAAUCAUUUUCACUUUGUGUCUGGAUACCCACCAGAUGUCCUUCAUGACCUUUUUGAGGGAAUAGUGCCAAGAGAGUUAGCAUUGUGUUUUCAAGUUUUUUUGAAGAAGCACUACUUCAGUUUGACUGAACUGAAUAAUAUAAUCACAUGUUUUCCAUAUAAGGGCUCAGACAAAUUGAACAGUCCACAAACAAUCCCUCCAAAUUUUGCUGGUCGCAAAACUAUAGGAGGAAAUGCUCAUGAAAACUGGGCCCUAAUACGUUUGUUGCCUCUCCUUGUUGGUUUACGUGUACCUGAAGGUGAUCCUGUUUGGCAACUUCUUCUGACUUUGAAGGACAUUGUUGAGUUAGUGGUUGCCCCUGUUCACACAACACAAAGCAUUGCCUACCUUGAAUUUAAAAUAUCUGAACAUCGUGUCAGAUAUUUGGAAGUUUUUCCUGAUCAAAGGCUGACACCAAAACACCAUUUUUUGGAGCAUUACCCUGCGUUAAUAGAAAAAUAUGGGCCAUUGGUUGGAGUAUGGACAAUGCGCUUUGAGGCGAAACACAGAUUUUUUAAGCAAGUUGUGAGACAUACUAACAAUUUCAAAAAUGUGUUGCUGACCCUUUCUACAAGACAUCAAAUGAUGAUGGCAUACCACAUGCAAUCAAAAGAGGUGAAACCUGCCCUGCUUGUCACAAAAAUAUCCAGAAUGCCUGUAGAUGUGCUGCAUCCAGACAUACAGGCAGAUUUAAGAGCAAGAUCACCAUCUCUGACUUGUGUGCAGCUUGCCACCACUGUCACCUACAGUGGAACAAGAUACACUGCUGGGAUGAUCCUGUCUAAUGGUUCAACAUGUGGACUACCAGACUUUGCUGAGAUAAUACAGAUAGUCGUUUUGGACAAUUCUGUAUAUUUCAUUGUGAAGUUACUUGCUGCAUGGUAUGUAGAACAUCUGAGAUCUUUUCAACUGGAGGACACUGGCAAGAUCAGUCUUUUGGAGCAGCAAAAACUUGGUGACAUGUGGCCCUUGGCUUCAUACAAUGUGGGAAGAAAACGCUUGGUAACCCUGAAACGUUACAUCUGCGCUGAAUAAUAGGUUGAACGAGAUGGAGGCAAAGCUUCGUGUAAUUAUUGAUGACCAAAUCGAGAAGUUGGUUCUUCCAUCAGGGAUCCCACCAACAGUGGAGGAGCUGCAGAGUGUUGUGAAGGAUACCUUUAAGAUUUCAAACGACUUCAGUCUUCAGUAUUUUGACCCAGAAUUUCAGGACUACUUCACUCUUCACAGAGCUGACCAGAUAAAAGACAGAUACACUGUGAAGGUUGUUGGCAUCACCCCGGUCAUCCUAAGCUUGACUCCGACUGAUGACAGUUUUGGGAGCACCUCUGGUCAACUGUCAACUGACUAUGACUCCUCAUAUUCUGAGUCAGUUGUAUCCAGUGCAGACUCUGCUGCAAACACAUCUUCUCAGGACACCAUUAUUCUCAAAAGCCAGAAGACCACAGAACGUUGUGAGCCCUGGCCGAAGCAGUUCCUCAUUCCACAGUUUGCAUAUGAAACUGAGAUGUACCUGGAAAGAGCCACUGAGGAGUAUAAAAAGAAUGGAAAUCUUCUGCCCACAUCCAAAGUAAAGACUGACAUUCUCGAGAAGUUGGCUGAAACUAUAUUUACAUUUACAGCCUAUCCUUCUAGUGCACAGGUUAGUUAUGUUGCUGAGGCACUUGUGAAAAAAUACCCUUGUCUCAAGGAACCCGGCUCUUUCUCAGGUUAUUACGGUUGGCAACAAAGCAUCAAAUACAAGAUGGCCAAUUAUCGUACAAAACUUAGAGGGUUUGGUGUUCCUGAGUUGACAUGCAAUGCCAUGAAACACAAGAGUCCAGGUGACCAGAAGUCUGCAAAGAAAGUAAAAAAGCCUCGGAAAGCAGAGGUAAAUUACCUUCCUCCAUAUCCAGCAGGUGAAGAUGAGGACAGUCAAGAAGAAGAGAGAAUCCAGUUGCUUACUGAAGUCAAGAAAAGAGACAACAACAAAGUGAUAAAAGAAAAAAUGGCAAAAACAUUUGCACAUAGACGACAUGAAAUCGUCAACCUGUCCCCCAGCAUUGAGGACAUCAAAGCCAGAUGGCCAGCUUUGUUUGAGGCAUCUCAUCUGCAGGAUGAGUUCUACAGGAUCACCCUGGUACACCUUGAAACCAAAUUCAUGUCCAUGUUGGAUGAAUACACUCCCAAACUGUUGGCCCUUUUCCAUUCCAAGGGGGGAGCCAUGGGAUUGAAGUUGCAGGCUAUCAUAGCCAAGUCACCAAGCAAUCCUAGCAAUAACAUAACCAGAAAUCUGGUCAUUCAGUGCUUGAUGGUGUACCUUGGGGAGUCCAUUGAUCAACUGAUCAAAGAGUACAGUGAUGCUGAUGGGGAUAGUGUGUCACAAGAUCUUUCUGAACAGAGGAUGAAAAUCUACAAAAUCAAGGCUGUUGGAUCUGAGGAGAAUGACAUUGGCAUUGUGCUGGAGGGUGUGAGAGUUAUGCCUGCUCUGGGUAAUUUUCCAAGAGCAUGUGCAAUGCUUGUUGGAUUGACAUAUGCAGUCGAUCUUGCCUAUCCCAAAGAGCUAAAAUACACCUUGGAAGUAUUCCAGAAACUUUUCCUUGAACUGGAUUGUGCUAAACUCUCACCAAAAGUGAACAGCCUCAAGAAUAAGUUAAUGGCUUAAACAAGGACUCUGAAAGAAUGAAAGGGAAGUAAGCUCACUGAAAACCUUUGGUUUGUCUUUGUUAGAUGCAGCUAUCUUUUCAGACCUGCAAUGUGUCAGGCUGUAUUUGUGCUCUUUAUUUUAAUGUUUGUUUUUUAUUACCUACAAGUUUCGUAGGAAUGUUCUGUUUGAAAGGCAACAAAUAGGAGGAAUCACUAGUGAAGCUUUCCUUUGUUUAUAGUGUAUGUUACUAUAAAACAUUAGUUUAAAACAACUUUAAAA